CAAGUGUUCAUUAGAAAGGGAAAGAGCAUCAAUGGAAUCGGAAGAGGGUUUUUCAGAGGACAUAGCGAAUCCGAUGAAGAGGAGGUACUCACGGUCGGAGCUGGAGUCUUUGAGGUUCGCCGGCGUCGAUUACCAGCGCCGGUUGUGGGACGAGGUUUACCAACGUCUCGGAUCAGUUGUCGCGGGCGAGUUUGAUUGUCUCCGGCACCCAAAACAGCAGCCUCAGAGGAAGCCGAAGAAGAAGGAGCCUCCUAUCACCUUCUCUGAAGUUCUCACUGAAAACUUUGGCCUUGGUCUGGAUGAAUUGGAUGAGACUGAUGAUCUUGCUAAUAACUAUUUGGCUGGUAACUCAAGCGGCAUUGAUGUGGAAGAGACGCUUGAAGAUGAUGAUGACAGCAGUGAUAGUGAAUCUGAUAGCAUUCAGAGACCUGCCUUCUAUGUUGAAGGAGAACCUGAUUUUGAGUCAGGUUCUCCACAAGAUGGUAUGGAGUAUCUUAGACGUGUUAGGUGGGAAGCUAAUCAAAUUCCAAAGGUGAAGGUGGCUAAGCUUAAACCAAACAAGAUUAGCAAUGAACAGACAAAUUACAUGCCCAACAUCCCUGAAAUUGCAAAGUGUCCACCAAACUUACUGCCUUCAAAACAAUGGGAGGAGGCUUUUCUCUCUGAAUUUUUAGAGAUUAGGAAGGCAUUUUCAGGUCUAGAAAAUCCUUGCAAUCAACUUUUCAAUUCAGAAAUUUCUCAGAAUUCUUGCAAGAAAUUCGAGGGCAAACAAUGGCCGGAGGGUACUCCUACAGUAAGUGCGAUUCUGUGCAUGGAUGUUGUUUCUCGAGCUGCGACACUACAAAAGAUCAUAAGUAUGCUUGAGACUGCAAGGUCUCUUUCAAAGAAUGACUGUCAAUGGUUGUUUGCACUGUGUGUGUCAGUGGAUAAUCCACUCCAUGCAGAGACUAGUGCUUCUCUCAGAUGUUUGCUCCGGAAGUGCAUGAGCCUCCUGGCCGAAAAGUCAGAAUUUGAUGACGAGGUGGUGAUGUUGAACAUGCUGGCUACUAUUGCAGGAAAAUACUUUGGUCAGUCUGGGAAAUAAUGAUUAUUGGAGCAUGAAGAAUCGGCCAUAUGUGAUAUACAGUGGAAAUUGUGUGCUGUAAAUGGAGCUUUUUCUUAUCAAUAUCACACUGAAACACCAGUUGAUGAUGUUAUGAGGCCCUAAUCUUUGUUUUCUCUCGAGUUGUGCUAGGAAAUGUUUUAAUACAAAUGAAAUUGACAAUUUUGUUAUCGAAAUAUGCUCGGAAGCUCAUAUCAGAAUUAAAAGAGAAAUUGAAACACUUAUUUUUGUUAUCCAGGCGAAAUUGGAGACUUA
Dioscorea cayenensis subsp. rotundata (Guinea yam) is the source of this 1357-nucleotide messenger RNA. RefSeq lists its product as uncharacterized. The coding region runs from base 32 to 1084 and encodes 350 amino acids. Gene Ontology annotation, biological process: spliceosomal snRNP assembly. The transcript is spliced from 4 exons. The record is from RefSeq and is a predicted model, not a curated record. NCBI's taxonomy places the organism in Eukaryota, Viridiplantae, Streptophyta, Magnoliopsida, Dioscoreales, Dioscoreaceae. Gene Ontology annotation, cellular component: SMN complex; nucleus.